This is a messenger RNA of Diplodia corticola, 3423 nucleotides long. RefSeq names its product transcriptional activator spt7. Gene Ontology annotation, molecular function: structural molecule activity; protein heterodimerization activity. Gene Ontology annotation, biological process: regulation of transcription by RNA polymerase II. The transcript is spliced from 5 exons. Bases 1 to 3423 code for a protein of 1140 amino acids. NCBI's taxonomy places the organism in Eukaryota, Fungi, Ascomycota, Dothideomycetes, Botryosphaeriales, Botryosphaeriaceae. Gene Ontology annotation, cellular component: SAGA complex; SLIK (SAGA-like) complex. The record is from RefSeq and is a predicted model, not a curated record.
AUGGCCCUCCACCAACGCUCAUCCAUGCGACACUCCAGCUAUGGCGCCCAUCGCCCCGGCUCCAGCACCCCGAGCGCUGCGAAGGUCCACCGCCUCAGCAUGAACUCCGAAGACCCCUCCUCCCAGCCCGCGGGCCCCGUGCCCCACGACGAUGCCGACAUCACCCUGGCCGACGACGACCCCAGACACCAAGAGUUCAGGGAGCGCUUCGCGAAGACGGAGCAGCGCAUCGCCGCGCUCCUGUCCGGCUCUUUCGACCUGUCCGCCUUCACCGGACAUGACGAUGGCGAUGCUUCUGUCAACACCGCGUCGGCUGACCGCGCCGAGCCCCAGUCGCAACCCGCGCCCGCGCCCAAGAAGCCCGCCCGGACAAUUGAUGAAGACGACUAUGGCGACGACGACGACGAUGACGACGCCGACGAGCCGCUGCAGGCCGAGUCGCCGCUGCAGACCAAAAGCGCUGCUGCUACCAAUGCCUCUAGCUCUCUUCUGAAAGUACCCUCUUCCCUCCCCGCGAAGCCCUCCAUCGACCGCGCCGCCUCCGCCUCCUCUGCCGAUCAAUCCAAGAACGCCGAGGAUGUGCGCAAGGAGCUUAACGAACAGAAAAAAGCCGCCGAGGAUGCCGCGCGCCGUUCCUUCCACACACUUUUCUACACGCUCGAGACGGACCGCGAUGCCAUGUUGGAGCAGCAGAAGCUCGACGAGCUGGACCGCCAGGUCGAAACGGAGAUGUCUGGCCAGUCUGCUCAAGUGGUGAACAAUGCCGCCGCCGCCAGCGCCAAUCAGCAGGGCUCUCUGAGCAGCGCCAACUUGGGUUCAUCGAGCUUGACGUUCAAACACCUCAUUUCUCGUAUCGAUGCGAAGCGCAAUUUGGUCAAAGCGUCCGACGCACAAUUGCGCAGCUUGAUGAGCGAUGUGCGUAAGAAUCGGAGUAAAUGGGCUAGCGAGGACAAAGUCGGCCAGGAAGAACUCUACGAGGCCGCAGAGAAGGUUCUCAUGGAGCUCAAGGCCAUGACGGAACAUGCAGCCCCUUUCCUGCAGCGUGUCAACAAGCGCGAUGCGCCCGAUUACUACCAAGUCAUCAAGCAACCUAUGGACAUCGGCACCAUGAUUAAGAAGCUCAAGUCACUCCAAUACCGGUCCAAGAAGGAAUUCGUCGACGACUUGAAUCUCAUUUGGUCAAACUGCCUUAAAUACAAUGCCGACCCCUCACACUUCUUGCGCAAAAAGGCGCUUUACAUGAAGAAGGAGACGGAUAAGCUGGUCCCACUCAUUCCAGAUAUUGUCGUGCGCGAACGCGCCGAGGUGGAGGCCGAGGAGAGGCGGAUGCAGAGCAUCGAUGCUGACCUCGAAGGCGUUGAAGACAGCGACGAUGAACCUAUUAUGGCUUCGAGAGGACGCAAAGCACCUAGUAAAGGCAACAAAGGAUCUUCCGCAGUCAGAAAGGCUCCUUCAGCAGGCACUGAAGGAACCCCAGGAGCGGAGACCAAGCCAAUGCCUGGCUCAGCAAGUAUUCCUAGAACAGAAUUUUUACGUGCGGAUUCGGAAAUGGAUGGCGGCCUGAAUGGGUUUUCAACGCCACCUCCCCCUGGUACUCUUACUCCACUUGGCACCAACGGCAUGCCAGGAACCGCAAGCCAAGCCGACGCUUCGGAUAUGGAUGCCGGAAGUUCUGUCGUCGGUGCUGCGCCGACCGAGGAUGCAGAUUUGGAUGAUGUGGAAUAUAAGACGUGGAAACAAGUGACGAAGAAAGACAGAGCUAUGAUUGCUGCAGAACGACACCGUCUUUUCCGGAAUGACCAUCUCAACGUUGAAGAGCCUGCUCUGAUCCGUACAAAAGCUGGUAUGCGGCGGUGGUUGCGCCAGCACAAGCAAGCUGUCCACGGAGAUGUUCCUGAGGAUGAGGGUGAAGUAGUUGACGGCAAGGACGGUGUGCAGGGAGCAUCGGGCGAGACUCUUGCCGAAGGCAUCGAAGGAGAAGAGGAACGCCAAGUCCCGGACUACUACGACACUCUAUCCGUCAUGCCAGAAGUGAACGAAAAAUUAAAAUGGGCUGAAGACUCGGAAGGUCAGGUCAUUCAGCAAGGUGAAGAGUUCAUGCGCAUGGUACCUAAAGGUUUCUUCCAGUCGCCGAAGAGUAAUUUGGCGACGAAGAUGGAGGCAAAUAUGAAGCAGAUGCAGGACACUCGCAAGAUCUGCGCAAAGAUCGGCAUCGUCAAGCAGAUGCAACUGCAAUCACAGACAUAUCAAAACCAGUUCCAAAAGUAUGAUCCUCAACCUUUCGAGGAAGUGGAUGUGGGUCCUGUAGUUGUAUCAGAUGACGGUGCCGUCAUGUCUCAGUGGACAUGUAGAGCCGCCCUCCAACGCAGUGUUGCAAAGGUGUUUUACCAUGCCGGAUUCGAGGAGUUCCAGCCUGCUGCAUUGGAUGCGGUUACCGAUCUCACGAGCAACUUCUUCACUCAGAUUGUCAAGACAUUCAACGUAUACCGCGAAGCACCCAAAGUCCGGUCUGAAACUGGCCUGCCUAUGUGGAAGCCUCGCUUCACCAGCGAGGAAACCAUUCUGCAUGCCCUACGUCAGAACGGAGUUGACCUGGAAGCACUGGACUCGUACGUCAAGGAGGACGUUGAUAGGUUGGGAUCCAAGCUAGGUGUCAUGCACGAGCGCAUGAAGGCUCACCUGAGCGAGCUUCUGCGUCCUGCGCUGGAUGCCAAUGCCGGAGCCGAUGGGGCCGGCGCUUUCAACGAUGGGAGCGAACAGUUCUCCUCGGGAGAUUUCGCCGACGAAAUCGGAGAAGAUUUCUUCGGGUUCAGGGAAUUGGGUUUGGACAAGGAAUUGGCAUCCUUCACGGUGCCCUUUCACCUGCUCCAGAACAGGAUCCACAAUGCUUACCAAACGCAGAACGCAAGUACCACGUCUACGGCUGGGAACUUGUGGGAGAAUCCUGCGCCGUGGGAACCUGUCACGAUCCAUACUAUCCGCAACCAGAUUGGCCUUGUCCAAGGGUAUUUCCUGGAAAAGCUGCAUGCGAACAACGACCAGCAGCUCAUCGAAGACGAAGAUUUACCUGCGAAACAGCGCUUCCCGAAACCGCGUCUUCCGCCCACAGGCAAGAUCUCCAGCCCGCGCAAGCGUCCGCUUCGCGAGCAACAGCAGAUGGCCAAGAAGAAGCGCAAGCUCGUCGAGGAAAAUCUUGGGGCCGGAAACACGCAGGAAUCGUCGCAGCAGCAAUCAUCGCAAAGCGGCGCCAACGGUACUUCGGCGGCGGGGUCUGGUGCUGCAGUCAAGGGUAUCUCCAAGCCGGUUGGCAAGCUCAAGCUCGAGGCACCGUCGAGCAAGGAGAACGUAGCGGAGCCGGAGAAGGACGACGCUAACGGAGUUGUUGGGAUGAUGAGUCCGGAGAGCAUUAAUGGCGCUGGUUGA